Molecule: messenger RNA, 2162 nt
Organism: Neoarius graeffei (lesser salmon catfish)
Lineage: Eukaryota; Metazoa; Chordata; Actinopteri; Siluriformes; Ariidae
Gene: rmdn3
Product: regulator of microtubule dynamics 3
Exons: 13
Coding region: 362-1798 (478 amino acids)
Cellular component (GO): mitotic spindle pole; cytoplasm; spindle microtubule
Molecular function (GO): microtubule binding
Source: RefSeq, a predicted model, not a curated record
UGGUUUGUUUACAAGUUUUAAAGAACGUUGCUGUUUGUUUUUUUGUUUCGUUUCUCGCCCUCGGUGAAAAAGAACUCGUUUAAAAUCGAAAGUGGUUUCCGGUUUCUCGUAAAUAUAUGAAUUAAUAGACUAAAACUUGUAGUAGCAGAGCAUUAUGCUCAUCAGGGCUGUGUUUCCGGAAGUGUCGGUGUUCAUCUGAAAGGUGCGCAUGUGCUGAUAGUGAUGAUGACGACAUGCCGUGAAGAAAUCGGUGUUAAGAUUAUUUCAGGAGUCGUUCGUUAUUAUUAUUAUUAUUAUUAGAUUUCGAGACAAACAAUAGGAAUUAAAAAAAUACAAAAAUAGAGAUUGGAUUGGAUUAGAGAUGAGUUCUCUGGGUCGGAACGGUCUGAUCGGUCUCGGUAUCGGUGUCACCGUCAGUACCGGUUUGAUCGCGUUCUUGAUCAUUAAAGAGAUGACGCGGAGGAGGAAGGAGCGCCGCCUAGCGGUGGACGGGAGGAUGACGCUGGGGCAGGAUGGUGGAGUGGCGUUAGCAUCUGCGAUGAGCGGGUUAACCCCGGAGCAGCACACUGAGCUGAGGACAACUCUGGACAAGGUGAUGAUGAGUGUGUCCACCCUACGUGGUGAAGUGUCCGAGCUGAGGAACGGCCUGAGAGACAUCGCCAACACCAUCGUCAACGCCAUCGUCGAGGACGUCAGGAAGGGAGUGGAGGAGGGUCAGAGGUCACGGCGGCGACGUCACUUUCUGACGAGGGAGCGUUCUGACUCGAUGAGCUCCAGCUCCAUCUACUUCACUGCUAGUAAUGGGAUGAGCAGUCAGAAUGAGGGCGGAUACACGACAGCGUAUUCAACUGCUGAAUCUGACUACACAGAUCGAGAGACGGACAGAGACGAGGACCGCGACGAGGACGAUGAAGGUGACACGGCCUCAUCCCGUCUGUCUUUAGUCACUAAGAGAACAGUGUGUUGUGACGAGGAGGAGGAGUGUAGCUGUGCGACAGUUCUGACUCCUUCGCAGUUCAUCCUGCUGGAGUCUGACGAGGACUACGUGGACAGUGAUGAAGGAGUGGUGAUGAGUCCUGAACUCGCGCUGCUACUGAACCAGAGUGACCUCCUUCACGCCGGGGAUUCUGGGAAAAAAACUGACGCGUUUAAUCUGUUAAGAGAGAACAAACCACUGUACAGUGAUAAUAGUGAGUUUCUAUGGCGACUGGCUCGAGCCUACAAUGAUAUGUGUGAGAAUGCGGAGAACGAGGAAGAGAGGCGGAACUACGCAGAGCAAGGUCGUGAUGAGGCAGAAUUGGUGCUUCAGAAGAACGAACUGAAUGCUGAUUGUCAUAAGUGGUUUGCUGUGCUGACCGAUCAGAUGUUGCAGUGUGACAGCGUGCACAGUAAACUGAAGAGUAGCUACGUCCUGAAGGAACACCUGGAUCGUGCUUUAGCUCUCGGAGAUGAUGACCCGCUAUGUUUCUACCUGCUGGGUCGCUGGUGCUACGAGAUGAGCAGGUUGUCGUGGUUGGAGCAGAAGGCAGCAGCCACUCUGUAUGAAUCUCCUCAAUGUUCCUCCCUACACCAAGCUCUAGAGCACUUCCUGAAGGCUGAGGAACUGAAACCAGGAUUCUCCAGAGCAGUGAGACUCUACAUCGCCAAGUGUCAUAAGGAUUUGGGGAAUGAAUCCGAGGCGAGGAACUGGACACAGCUGGCGCUGGCACUUCCCACAAACACCCACCAGAAGGCAGGGAUUGCUGGAUUGGAGGUGGAGCUACAGGCUUUGAUUGACAGCCCAGCUGAGCCGCUGUAAGGCCGUGGAGAAGCUGAUAUGGAUCCCUCACCGCUAACCCAACCCCUAAAAGAAUGUAAUGGAUCAUUCCAAACUACAGGAACAUCUUUAAAAUAUCUCUUCACACUUGUUUGUUUUAACUGACCAAAACAAGGGCACUUUAGAAGUCAACUGUCCUGAUGCUGCCUACGUAGGUACACUAGUUUGAGUAAAUGAUGGUGUGAUGUGUAUAUUACUGACAUAAGCACUUAUAGAGAAGGAUUUAUUAAAGCUGCUCUUUAUUCAUGAAAAGUGUUUUUCACUUGAGUUCUGAAUGUGAAACGCUAGUGAUGUAAAUGUUUGGUGUUGCUGUGUGAACGCUGAAGGAAAUAAAAAGCUGAACCCG